Molecule: messenger RNA, 1071 nt
Organism: Canis lupus familiaris (dog)
Lineage: Eukaryota; Metazoa; Chordata; Mammalia; Carnivora; Canidae
Product: ankyrin repeat domain-containing protein 26-like
Exons: 2
Coding region: 184-1056 (290 amino acids)
Source: RefSeq, a predicted model, not a curated record
UGUGUUUUUCCAGUUGGAUAUCCACUUAACUGCAACCCAUUCCUUGUAUAAACAUAGGAUAUUCUUUGAUUUCAGAGAAAAUCAUGAUAAUGUCAUUUUAUUGAGUUCCAGCUAAAAGACUCUUGUUUUACUUAGGUUUCUCCUCCUCAUGAAAAAGAAAAAGGUCUGUUACAUGAAAACCGCAUGUUGCAAGAUGAACUUGCCAUGCUAAGACUGGAAAUAGACACAAUAAGGAAUCAGAAGCAGGAAAAGAGGUAUUGUGAAGACACUGAAACUGAAAAAGAAAAGAAUGACAGUCUUCAAAACGCCAUAAAACUGAAUGAGGAUGAAAAGCUAAACAGAGAAAGACUGGAAGCAAAACUUCAAUCAUACCGAGCUAGACUCGCUACAGCUAUACAGGAUCGUGAUCAAAGUCAGGCAUCAAAAAGAGACCUAGAACUUGCUUUCCAGAGAGCAAAAGAUGAGUGGUGUCAUUUACAGGACAAAAUGAACUUUGAGAUGUCUAACCUAAAAGAUAACAAUGAGGUGCUUUCUCAGCAACUUUCUGAAGUCGAAAGUAAAUUUAAUGCCCUAGAAAUUGAGCUCCAGUAUACAAGAGAUGCUCUCAGAGAAAAGACGUUGGCUUUAGAACAUUUACAAAGAAACCCAAAACAAACACAGGGUCAGAAGAAGGAAAUUGAGCAGAAAUCUCAAAACGAACAAGGUAAAGUGAAUAAAUACAUGGGAAAGCAUGAAUCCUUAGAAGAGAAAUUAUCUCAACUAAAAAUUGAAAAUAUGUUGCUCCGAGAGCAACUAGAUGAUGCCUACAGCAGAGUGGAAUGCAAAGAAAAGACUAUAAUUGAUCUCAAAGACCAGGUUCAGGUUAUUGUAAGAAUGGUUCGAGUUGCAGGUGAAAAACGAGCUCUUCUACUGCGAGAAAAAAAUAAGGAGUUAAUCAAUAAAUGUAAACAGAUAAUGGAAAGAGCAUUUAGAUAUGAAGAUGAGAAAGAAGAAAGAGAAGUAAGUAUUCAGAAAGACAAAUAUUUUUCAAGCUUCCUAUUAGAAAGUUCAAAGUAAUGUUUGGUUAUGGCU